AUGGACUUUACAUCCACUGAAGUUUAUAACACUACGGACUUUACAUCCAUAGAGGAUUAUAACACUACGGACUUUACAUCCACUGAAGAUUAUAACACUACGGACUUUACAUCCACGGAGGAUUAUAACACCACGGACUUUACAUCCACUGAAGUCUAUAACACUACAGACUUUACAUCUACUGAGGAUUAUAACACUACGGACUUUACAUCCACUGAAGAUUAUAAUACUACGGACUUUACAUCCACGGAGGAUUAUAUCACAACGGACUUUACAUCGACAGAGGAUUAUAACAUAACUGAUUACACAACAGCAGAAGUUUACAACACAACGGACUACUCAUCAACCGAGGAUUAUAAUGUCACGGACUCUACGACGCCUGAAAACACACCGAAAUCUCACAAUACAACAACAGAGGAUUCUGCUGCAAAUUCCACCCCAACAGUCAAUGUGGCCACUACACUUAAUGCACUGGAUUUGGUUGGGAAACCGACAGUCAUCCUAUCCCCUGAGGUCGUUGCCGAUCGACAACUUUCUACAGACGGUACUAGAUUCGAGCCUGUGAUGAUCUGUCUCUUCUGGAAGCCCUUGUCCGGCCUUUUUUACAAUCUUAAAUGGUUUAUCAACAACAAUCUAUUGGAAAAAGCUUUAUUUGAUGACGUGGCCGAGGCUGACCUUAACACUACAGUACUCCGUCCUUCACACUGGACACAUCGCUAUAGCAUGAACAUGGAUGUAAGUGACGAGAAAACAAAACUUACUAUAGAGGCUUAG
Messenger RNA from Saccostrea cuccullata (small rock oyster), 774 nucleotides. Its product is annotated as mucin-2-like. NCBI's taxonomy places the organism in Eukaryota, Metazoa, Mollusca, Bivalvia, Ostreida, Ostreidae. The transcript has 3 exons. The record is from RefSeq and is a predicted model, not a curated record. Bases 1 to 774 code for a protein of 257 amino acids.